Lingula anatina is the source of this 780-nucleotide messenger RNA. RefSeq lists its product as uncharacterized. Gene Ontology annotation, molecular function: oxidoreductase activity. The record is from RefSeq and is a predicted model, not a curated record. Lineage: Eukaryota; Metazoa; Brachiopoda; Lingulata; Lingulida; Lingulidae.
AUGGCCAGUCUACGAGACAAGGUGGUUCUUAUCACAGGCGCCAGUGGCGGGAUAGGAGCCGCGGUGGCGGCGCAGUUCGCUAAACACGGAUGUCGUCUGGCACUCAGUGGACGAAACGUGGAGAAACUGGAAGAAACCGCCACGAAAUGCAGGGAAACUGGUCUGAACAGUGAAAUGGUGUUUGUUGUGCCAGGAGAUAUAUCCCAGGAAGAAAUUGCAUCAGAUAUCUUAGAAAAAACUAUCGAAAAGUUUAAUCAGUUAGACAUUUUGGUCAACAAUGCCGGGGUAUUCUUGAUGGAUACUAUAGAAAAUCUGGACAUGGCCAACUUUGACCGUGUUAUGAAUAUUAAUUUCCGUGCGGCUGUGUAUCUUACUCACCUCGCUGUUCCGUAUCUUGUGGCUACUAAAGGAAAUGUAGUGAAUGUUUCGAGCACAGCCGCCGCCGUGCCAGGAAGCAUGAGGUUUACUUACGGUACUUCCAAGGCAGCACUGGAGCAUUUCACAAAGUCUGCAGCCCUGCAUUUGGGCCCCAAACAAGUGCGUGUCAACUGCAUCAGUCCUGGCUACGUGGACACAGACAUCCUACCUAACGCAGGGGUCGACCCGGAGACCAUUAAAGCACUAACGGGGCAGCUACAGGCAGUUCACCCCAUAGGAAGAUAUGGCAAGCCAGAUGAUAUAAGUGAGAUCAUAGUCGCCGUUGCUUCAGACAGCGCGCGGUUUAUGACGGGUUCCAUAGUGGCGGUAGACGGUGGAUUGCAAUUAAGUGCUGCAUUUUAA